Molecule: messenger RNA, 789 nt
Organism: Manihot esculenta (cassava)
Lineage: Eukaryota; Viridiplantae; Streptophyta; Magnoliopsida; Malpighiales; Euphorbiaceae
Exons: 1
Coding region: 1-789 (262 amino acids)
Source: RefSeq, a predicted model, not a curated record
AUGCCCACUCCACUUGUUCAACGUACCAGUAGUACUACAGAGACGACACCACUGGAUGAUCCCACAUACUAUCGUGGUCUUGUGGGCUCGUUACAGUAUUUGACACUUACACGAUCGGAUUUGUCUUAUAGUGUAAACUUUGUUUCACAAUUCAUGCACAAUCCAACUAUCUCUCACAUGAAAUAUGUUCGUCAUAUAUUGCGGUAUCUUAAAGGAACCAUUCAUUAUGGUCUUUUUUUUCAAAAAGAUACCUCGCUUGUUCUUCGUGCGUUUUCAGAUGCAGAUUGGGCAGGUUGUCCGACCACACGACGAUCCACUACCGACUACUGUACGUUUCUUGGUUCCAAUAUCAUUUCUUGGUGUGCCAAGAAACAACACACCGUUGCUCGCUCUAGUACUGAGGCAGAGUAUCGGUCCAUGGCUCACACUGCCGCGGAGCUCACCUGGCUUGAGUAUCUUCUCAAGGACUUGCAAGUGUUUCCUGAAAAGCCGCCUAUUUUAUAUGGUGAUAACCUUAGUGCAUUGCACUUAACCAUCAAUCCAGUGUUGCAUUCGCGAAGUAAACAUGUUGCUCUUGAUUAUCACUAUGUUCGUGAACGCGUUGCUCAAGGAGUUUUGAUCACGAGAUACAUUCCCUUAGCCUACCAAAUUGCUGAUAUAUUUACAAAGUCCAUGACAAAAACUCGCCUAGCACAAUUUCGACGCAAACUAUGUCUCCACCCUGGCCAUAGUUUGAGGGGGGAUAUUAGAUCAGGGAGUCAUAAGGAAGAUUCAGUCUCCCAGGAGUGA